GAGUUUGUGAGAAAGAGGAUAACAUUACACAGUUACACACAGUAGCAGUAUCGAAGCUCCAUCCAAAAAUGGAGGUUUUAGCAGUUCGCAUUCCUCCAUUAGGAGAGAGGAGAUUCCUCUCUCAUUCCUCCUCAAACCUUGUUUAUCUCUCUCCAUCUCCAUCUUCUUCACAAUUCACUCGAUUCUCCACUAUUCAAUUCAAUUUCAGAAACUCUAGAGUGAAGUGUCGAACUAGUAUUGGCUUGCAGGAGAAGCUUCCUGUAGUUGAAGAUGGUGCAGUAGAAGACGAACAAGGAACGUACGAAGAUCAAUUUCUGUCGUCGUCGUCGUUUCUCUCUCUUAGUGAGAAGCCAGAUAGGACUCUAGCGUUGCUCGAUGACUAUGAGAUGGAGGAGAGUGAUUUUGACCCUAACCAUCGAAGUGGAUAUGUGGCUGUUGUUGGAAAGCCUAACGUUGGAAAAAGCACCCUAUUAAACCAAAUGAUUGGCCAGAAGCUGUCAAUUGUCACAGAUAAACCGCAGACUACCAGACAUCGAAUCCUCGGUAUAUGUUCUGGCCCAGAUCACCAGAUUAUACUUUAUGAUACACCUGGAGUUAUUGAGAAGAAAAUGCACCAAUUGGACUCUAUGAUGAUGAAGAAUGUCCGAAGUGCUGCCAUCAAUGCAGAUUGUGUAAUUGUCGUGGUUGAUGCGUGUAAAAUGCCAGAAAAGUUAGACGAGGUGCUUGCGGGUGUAGGGGACUUGAAGGACAAGUUACCGACCUUACUUGUUUUAAAUAAAAAGGAUCUCAUCAAACCUGGUGAAAUUGCUAAAAAACUCCAGUGGUAUGAAAAGUUCACUGACGUGGAUGAGGUUAUACCUGUCAGUGCUAAACAUGGACAUGGAGUUGAGGAUGUCAAAGAUUGGAUUUUAUCAAAACUUCCCCUCGGUCCACCCUAUUAUCCAAAAGACAUUGCUAGUGAACAUCCUGAAAGAUUUUUUGUAGCUGAAAUAGUUAGAGAGAAAAUCUUUCUGCAAUACAAGAAUGAAGUUCCAUAUGCAUGCCAGGUUAAUGUGGUGAGUUACAAAUCAAGGCCAGCUGCAAAAGAUUUUAUUCAAGUGGAAGUUGUUGUUGAGAAGACUUCGCAAAAGAUGAUCCUUAUUGGAAAGGACGGACGAGCACUGAAAUUACUAGCGACUGCUGCACGCCUUGACAUAGAAGACUUUUUGCAGAAAAAGGUGUUUUUAGAGGUGGAAGUCAAAGUAAAAGAAAACUGGAGACAAGAUGAAGUACUUCUUAAACGCUACGGAUAUGGUGGUAAAAUUCAAGUUUUGUAGUUUCAGUAUUCAUCUUCAUCUUCUUCAAUGGCUGUAGACCUGUAGUUCUCCAUCGUUGUUCCGAGGAGUGCGCUUUUCAUGUGAAAAGACCAGGUGGAGAUCCCUGUACCUGUUCUCUAUUUAGAUUGUAGAUAUGCAGCAUUUUUUUUUGUCAUAAUCAUUAGUUGCUUCUACAUAUUCUCUGUUCUAUUAUCUGUUUCUUCCAACAUGUUCCUUAAAAUCUUACCCAGAUAUUCAUUAAAAAACAUUACAAUAAGAA
Spinacia oleracea (spinach) is the source of this 1575-nucleotide messenger RNA. Its product is annotated as GTPase ERA-like, chloroplastic. The transcript is spliced from 9 exons. The coding region runs from base 69 to 1316 and encodes 415 amino acids. Gene Ontology annotation, biological process: ribosomal small subunit assembly. Gene Ontology annotation, molecular function: ribosomal small subunit binding; GTP binding; rRNA binding. NCBI's taxonomy places the organism in Eukaryota, Viridiplantae, Streptophyta, Magnoliopsida, Caryophyllales, Amaranthaceae. The record is from RefSeq and is a predicted model, not a curated record.